Molecule: messenger RNA, 2463 nt
Organism: Mercenaria mercenaria
Lineage: Eukaryota; Metazoa; Mollusca; Bivalvia; Venerida; Veneridae
Product: complement C1q subcomponent subunit B-like
Exons: 2
Coding region: 93-770 (225 amino acids)
Molecular function (GO): protein binding
Source: RefSeq, a predicted model, not a curated record
UGAGUUUCAUUGGACAACAUUUCGCUCCGAUUUUAACUUCCUGUUUUCAGCUGUAUUAAGUUAUUUUGAUCGAAUUAAUUUCAUCUGAAAACAUGGACGUGUUUUACAUUUUGUGCAUUAUUGUAUGUUGCUAUUUUGAAUAUUCCUACUCUGUUGAAAACGAACCAUCCUGUUCAAAAGCUCCAAAUGAGGAAAAUACGUCUGAAAGACUGUCACGAGUUGAAGCUCAAGUAGAACAAUGGGACAAAAAGAUGGGAAGAUUCGAGGAAACUAUACUCUCUCUCUUAGAACACCGCAAAGACGAAAUGGAAAGACAGCUAGAAAAGCUGCAAGACGAAAUUGAAAAGAAAACUAAAGAUGGACCGGCAACACCACUAAUUGCAUUUAAUGCUUAUACAACUGACAACGGGUUCCACCCAAAGGACAAGGCUGUUAUAUUUCAACACGUUCUACUAAAUGCAGGAGGAGGGUAUAACCAGAAGAUGGGAUAUUUUACUGCACCAGUCGCCGGUCUUUAUCACUUCACAGCGCAUGCGUGUAACCGAGGAGAAUUCUUUAUGGUAUUUUCCAUUAUGCACGAGGGAAACAAGAUUGCUACUAGCACGGAAUAUGAAGAAAAAUAUAGCAGUUGUAGUUCUCUCAGUGCACCGGCUGUCAUGGCGGUUGGAGAGCGUGUGUACAUAAAGUCUUCCUUCGAAACUAGUAACCUACUUUCCGAUGAAUAUCGUUGGCCAUCGUUUAUGGGUGUUUUAGUACGUGGUAAUCAAUGAAAAGAUUCUCUCUGAUUUAGCUAUCGUUGAUUAUCGUUUAUGGGUGUUUUAUUGCGUGGUCAUCAAUGAAAAGAUUCUCUCUGAUUAAGCUGCUGGUGGCCUCCGUUUAUGAGUGUUUCAGUGCAUAGAUUAGCGACGUAAUCGUUUACUAGAGUUUUAGUUCAUAGCCUAGCAAUUGUCAUCGUUAAUGAGUGUUUCAGUGUUUUAAAAUAAAAAUGGACACUUGGUCAUUUCACCAUAACUCGACGUUACGAACUUACAAAGAUGACAUGUGCAUAUAUACCGGUGUAUGCAAAAUAAAGCAUAAACGUUAAUUUGUGUUAAUUUCGGAAGAAAAUCUCUUAGAGAUUCUGUCGAUUUCAUUUAAGAAAUCAGUGAAAUAAAACAUAAACAUUUAGAUACUCACAGGCAGCUUUACCUCACUGUGUUCCUAUAUUUGUAUAUAUUGACCUUGUGGUCUAUUUCUGAUUCUGUUACUUUUUUCUUUGUAUUUAUAUGUAAGUGUUUAAUACAAGUCAAACAAACGAAGCAAACUAUGUAAGUCGUACUUGACAAACAUUAUUUGCAGGAAUGUCAUUUCGCAUUAACUUUAGAGGAUAUCAUUUUUCAGAAAUACCAUUUCUCAAUACCUUCAGAGGAUAUUACUUCGCAUUAACUUCAGAGGACAUUACUUUUCAGAAAUGCAGUAGAAGACAAUUCUUUGCAGUAAUGUUGCAAUGAUUUAAGAGUAUUCUUCAAGUCUUUAUAAAAAGGUACGAUCAAAACACACUAUAUUUAUUUACAAUUAUUAACAUUAGCAAAACAAAGAGCGCUCGUUAUGACUGUUCCCUUAUAAGGAUAUGCCUUUUGGUUAAAACAUGUCCUGAACCUUUUACCUGCUUGCUGGCGGCAAGUGAUUUCGCAGACCAAGAUCAGCCUGCACGUCCGUCGCUAUUCAGUUAGUAAAUUUUCAGUAAACACCUCAUUGAAAAAUGAAUGGUACUGCCAAAAUUUAAUUAUGGACCAGUCGAUUGUAGAAAUUUAGCAGGGUAAGGGUUAAUAGAUUUUAAAUAACAGAUGUUUUUUUUUCAAGAGCGACAAAAAAAAAGAUGUAAUCAUUUUCAAUCUCACAUAUCACAUUAAAUUCACUGCAGAUAAACUACAUAACUGUUUACUUCGUUUUCAUGCAUAAACUAUUUCAAAAUUUAACAUUACAUAGCUUAACAGGUUAAAUAAAAAUAUCGUUUCAUAUGUUUACAACAACUGUUGGCAAAACGUCAAAAAGCUUGGAGGUUGACAAAUGAAGUGAAGUAAAUUACAGUGCAACCUCUCCAGAACGGCCCUCUCUACAGCAAAAACCUCUCUACAACAGCAUCAUCAAAAUUUCCCAUAACAGAAUUUAACUAUCAAUUUAACCUCUGUAGAGCAACAACCUCUCAACAGAGGUCAAUAUUUGCAUUUUCCAAAGGGUGUUGCUCUGUAUUAGCGACAAAAAAUAUAUGAAUAAAAUAGUUAAAAUAGAUAGAAAGUAAAAGAAAAAGAGAUAUUUUGCCAUUUGGAAACUACAAUAUCUCAAAUAUUUUAUCAAUAUCAAGAACGCAAUUAAAUAAUACGCGGAAAGCCCGAGCGGGGCCGAAGGCCCACGAGGGCUUGGAGUGCUUAUAGAUAACAUGUAUGACGUAUGUGAAAUAUAUGAAACAAUAACAAAAACAAA